AUGAGAUACAAAAUAUUAAUCUGGUUGCUAUUACUUUUAAUGUCUCUGUGUGCCCUGUAUAGAGAAUACCAUUUCAGUACAAAGAAACUGCAGAUGACAUAUCAGUGCUGGUCUGUGAAAAGCCAGUCAGAACUACAGAUAACAUCAAACUGGUUUAAUUACAUGAACUCAAUACACAAAUAUAUGAGAACUACCAACUGGUCAGCUCCAAUUGUGUGGACUGACACUUACAAUCAGUCAGCCUUGAAAAAGUAUUAUGAAAAGCACCCAGUUACUGUGGGGCUGGUUGUGUUUGCAGUGGGAAGUUACGUUUGGUACUACUUGGGAAGCUAUCUGGCAUCUGCUAAUACGUUCUUCAUGGUCGACCAGAGGGUCGUCAUCUAUGUCAUGUUGGAUGAUUUUGCCUAUAUGGCAUUGAUAACUCUGAAUCGUCUCCGGACGUUUAAAAUUUUUAAGAUUAAACGGGAGAGGAGGUGGCAAGACAUCAGUAUGAUCAUGAAGAUUAUCAGUGAGCACAUCACAGAGCACAUACAGAAUGAGGUUGACUAUGUCUUCUGCAUGGAUGUGAAUCAGACAUUCCAAGGCAGCUACGGUUUGGAGACCCUGGGAGACUCCAUAGCUCAGUUACAUAGCUAUUGGUAUAAGAAAAGCCCCAAAGACGUGCCUUAUGAAAGAAAUGUGUCAUCAGAAGCUUACAUACCAGAGGGGAAGGGAGAUUUUUAUUACCAUGCUGCUGUUUUUGGAGGCACAGCCUCGCAGGUCCUCAAGAUUACUAAAGAGUGUGCCAAAGGGAUUAUGAAUGAUAAGAAAAAUAAUAUCGAAGCAGUUUGGCAUGACGAAAGCCAUUUAAACAAGUAUUUCUUUCUC
Cricetulus griseus (Chinese hamster) is the source of this 867-nucleotide messenger RNA. Lineage: Eukaryota; Metazoa; Chordata; Mammalia; Rodentia; Cricetidae. The record is from RefSeq and is a predicted model, not a curated record.